GCUGGGGACCAAGCUCCAGCACAGGACCCUUGGGUGCACACUAUGUCCAAAUCACAGCAUGUGGGUUUCCCAAAGCGCCAUCACAGAGCACACCUUCCACAGGGGAUUCCCGUUUCUCACAUCCUCGCCAGCACUUGCAUUUUGACUCUUCGACUCUAGCUGUGUUGGAAGAUUGUAAUGGCAUAUUCAGAAUUAAUGUCAGCGUGUCCAAGAACUUAAAUUUAAAAUUAAGACCAGGAGAGAAAAAACCCGGAUUUUGGGUGCCCCGUGUUUGGGCAAAUCCUCGGAACUUUAAUUUUGACAAUGUGGGAAAUGCUAUGCUGGCAUUGUUUGAAGUUCUGUCCUUGAAAGGCUGGGUGGAAGUGAGGGAUGUCAUUAUCCAUCGUGUGGGACCGAUCCAUGGAAUCUAUAUUCAUGUGUUUGUAUUCCUGGGUUGCAUGAUUGGACUGACCCUUUUUGUUGGAGUAGUUAUUGCUAAUUUCAAUGAAAACAAGGGGACGGCUCUGCUGACCGUAGAUCAGAGGAGAUGGGAAGAUCUCAAGAGUAGACUGAAGAUUGCUCAGCCUCUUCAUCUCCCUCCUCGCCCGGAUAAUGAUGGUUUUAGAGCUAAAAUGUAUGACAUAACCCAGCACCCGUUUUUUAAGAGGACAAUUGCGUUACUUGUUCUGGCACAGUCUGUGUUGCUGUCCGUCAAGUGGGAUGUCGAAGACCCUGUGACUGUCCCUUUGGCAACAAUGUCGGUUGUUUUCACCUUCAUCUUUGUUCUAGAGGUUACCAUGAAGAUCAUAGCCAUGUCACCUGCUGGCUUCUGGCAGAGCAGAAGGAAUAGAUACGACCUCCUGGUGACAUCCCUCGGUGUCGUGUGGGUGGUGCUUCACUUUGCUCUCCUGAAUGCAUAUACCUACAUGAUGGGAGCGUGUGUGAUUGUCUUUAGGUUUUUCUCCAUCUGUGGAAAACAUGUAACAUUGAAGAUGCUUCUCCUGACAGUGGUUGUCAGCAUGUACAAAAGCUUCUUCAUCAUAGUAGGAAUGUUCCUCUUGCUGCUGUGUUACGCUUUUGCUGGAGUUGUUUUAUUUGGCACUGUGAAAUACGGAGAGAACAUUAACAGGCACGCAAAUUUUUCUUCAGCUGGAAAAGCUAUCACUGUGCUAUUCCGAAUUGUCACAGGUGAAGACUGGAACAAGAUUAUGCACGAUUGCAUGGUUCAGCCUCCAUUUUGUACUCCAGAUGAACUUACAUACUGGGCCACAGACUGUGGAAAUUAUGCUGGAGCACUUAUGUACUUCUGUUCAUUUUAUGUCAUCAUUGCCUACAUCAUGCUAAAUCUGCUCGUAGCCAUAAUUGUGGAAAAUUUCUCCCUGUUUUAUUCCACUGAGGAGGACCAGCUUUUAAGUUACAAUGAUCUUCGACACUUUCAAAUCAUCUGGAACAUGGUAGAUGAUAAAAGAGAGGUAGGAGAGUAUGAUCCACCCCAUAGACCCUACUGA
This is a messenger RNA of Castor canadensis (American beaver), 1487 nucleotides long. The record is from RefSeq and is a predicted model, not a curated record. NCBI's taxonomy places the organism in Eukaryota, Metazoa, Chordata, Mammalia, Rodentia, Castoridae.